AUGAGCACGGAAAGGAUCCUUAUCACACAGAAGACAAGACAGUGUUCGGCCAUCAAUCACCCCCGAUCCUCCCCUUUCAGAGCUUGGUAUCGGCUGGAUUCAGGGCUGAGCCUAAGUCAGGCCUGGCCUUUGCUAGUCUCCAUCCAGCCUGAAGCCUACGAUCCUCUUGACCCAACUGGGAAUAUUACAAUCAAAUGGGACAUCAUAAGUUGGACUCCUGAUGGCUAUGUCGCUGUUGUCACGAUCUUCAACUUCCAGCAGUAUCGUCACAUUCAAGCACCAGGAUGGUCAUUGGAAUGGACAUGGGCAAAGAAGGAGGUAGUAUGGAAUAUGAUGGGAGGCCAAACAACAGAGCAAGGAGAUUGUUCAAAAUUCAAAGGAAACGUUCCACAUUGUUGUAAAAAGACUCCGACAGUUGUAGAUUUAUUGCCAGGAACUCCUUACAACCAGCAGGUUGCAAAUUGCUGCAAGGGGGAGUUAUCAGCUCAUGGGCACAAGAUCCAGCCAAUGCUGCAAGUUCCUUCCAGCUUAGCGUUGGUUCAGCUGGAACUAGCACCAGGACCUGGUUAUUCAUGUGCUCGUGCAAAAAUUGUUAAGCCUACUAGAUUUAUGUCUACAGAUAAAAGGAGAAUCACUCAAGCUUUGAUGACAUGGAACGUUACAUGCACAUAUUCACAAUUUCUGGCUCAGAAGACUCCUACUUGCUGUGUCUCCCUGUCAUCUUUCUACAACAACACAAUAGUUCCUUGUCCAAAAUGCUCCUGUGGCUGCCAAACAAACAGUACUGAUUCAGGGGGUUGUGUAGAUCCAAAAGCACCGCAUUUAGCUUCAGUUGUUUCGAGUCCAGGUAAUAACAACCCUAAGCCACUUAUCCAAUGCACGAGUCACAUGUGUCCAAUCAGAAUUCAUUGGCAUGUCAAGCUUAACUACAAGCAGUACUGGCGGGCUAAGGUCACAAUUACAAAUUUCAAUUAUAACAUGAACUAUACACAAUGGAACUUAGUUGUCCAACACCCCAACUUCGACAAUCUGACCCAGAGUUUCAGUUUUUACUACAAGUCAUUGUCCCCUUAUUCGGCUAUUAAUGAUACUGCCAUGUUGUAUGGACUUAAGUUCUAUAAUGACCUGCUUAUGCAAGCCGGUCGUGCUGGUAAUGUUCAGUCAGAGCUACUUUUCCAAAAGGACAAGACCACUUUUACCUUUGAGAAGGGCUGGGCCUUCCCUCGGAGAAUCUAUUUCAAUGGCGACAAUUGCGUCAUGCCUCCUCCUGAUGCCUAUCCGUGGUUGCCUAAUGCCAGUUCACGCCGGCUCCCUUCACCGCUUAUUCUAAUGAUAGCCUUCUUUUCUGCAUUGGCUUUCUUACAUGGAUAUGCAUAG
Dovyalis caffra is the source of this 1377-nucleotide messenger RNA. The record is from the annotation of a GenBank genome assembly. NCBI's taxonomy places the organism in Eukaryota, Viridiplantae, Streptophyta, Magnoliopsida, Malpighiales, Salicaceae.